AAAAUCUCUAUAACCCUAUCCCCCAAAUGGUGCAAAACAAGACCCUCGUGUUCGCCAAUGUGCCCCAAGGCCUCCCCGUCGCCGGGAAAGACUUGACCAUCGAGAACCGCCCCAUCGACCUCAACGCCCCCCUCCCACCCGGCAGCGUCCUGGCCAAGACCCUGCAUAUCUCAUUCGACCCGUACCUGCGCCACCGACUCAUCCACCCGCACGCGGUGACCGAGUUCCCACACAUCCCGCUCAACGAACCCAUCCCGAACACAGGCAUAGUAAAAGUCCUGGCCGCAGCCCCUGCAUCCCCAGAGGCAGAGGCAGAGGCAGAGGCAGAGGCACCCUUCCCCGUGGGGGCCAUCCUCCGCGGCAUGGUCCCGAUCCAGGAAUACGUCGUGCUGGGCGCCGCCGACCUGCCGCAGUUCGAGCGCAUCGCGAACCCCCUCGCGCUGGACCUGCGGUACUUCCUGGGCCCGCUGGGCAUGCCGGGACUCACGGCCUACUCGGCGUUUUACGAAAUCGCGCAGCCGAAGCCGGGCGAGACGCUGUUUGUGUCUGCGGCGAGCGGCGCCGUCGGGCAGAUUGUGUGCCAGCUGGCGAAGCGCGAGGGGUUGCGUGUGAUUGGGAGUGUGGGGAGCGAGGAGAAGAGGGCGCUUCUUGUGGAUCGCGUGGGUGUGGACCACGCUUUCAAUUAUCGGAGCGUGGGGAGUGAGAAUGUGCGCGAGGAGUUGCGGAGGUUGGCUCCGGAUGGGAUUGAUAUUUACUAUGACAACGUAGGCGGGGAGCAACUCGAAGCUGCGAUUUACGAACUAAACCACCGGGGCAGGAUCGUGGCAUGCGGCUACGCCUCACAGUACCAAAAACCCGCGGAACAACGAUACGGAGUCCGCAACACCGGUCUGGUCGUCGGCAAGUGUCUGACCUGGCGCGGAUUAAGCGUGUUCGAGCCCGAGUUCGGCCCCAAAUACGGCGAGGAGCACCUGAAGCGCGUGCAGGAAUGGAUUCAAAACGGCUCCAUCAAGCCGAUUCUGGACGUGACCAAAGGAAUUGAUCAUGCUGCCGAGGGGCUGGUGCGGCUCUUCACCGGGGAGAAUAUUGGGAAGGCGGUUCUAGAUUUAAGUCAAGAGGAGGAGGAGGAGGAGGAGGAGGAGGAGGAGUAA
Molecule: messenger RNA, 1151 nt
Organism: Aspergillus ochraceoroseus IBT 24754
Lineage: Eukaryota; Fungi; Ascomycota; Eurotiomycetes; Eurotiales; Aspergillaceae
Product: MDR family NADP-dependent oxidoreductase
Exons: 3
Coding region: 27-1151 (374 amino acids)
Molecular function (GO): oxidoreductase activity, acting on the CH-CH group of donors, NAD or NADP as acceptor
Source: RefSeq, a predicted model, not a curated record